UCUCUCAGUUUUUCUCUGAUUCUCUCUACCAUAGUGGAACAUAACCUAUGGAGCGUAUGGAGUACAGUCCUUUCUUAAUAUUUAUUUUAAACGAGAAUUGUGUGAGAGCUCCUAAAUUAUAUUAAGAAUUUAGUCGACUGUGUUUUUGUUACGAAAAAUAUUAUUACUUGACUUAAGGAUGAAAAAAGCUGAACGGAUAGAUUUAUCGAGUUCGGAAGAUGAAAUAUGUUCAAAUAAUCUAAAAGAAGCGAUCGAUCAACAAUUUUUAAAUGACAAUCUUUAUAUCACGAGGAAGACAGAAUUUGCUCCUGAAUCUAACUUAGAAACCAACAAAUCACAUGGAAAAUCUUUUAGAAUAAGCUCAAAGCAGGACCAAUUUACAAAUUUUGGUGUUACAGACACAUUCCAAAAUUUUAUUGCUAAGAAGUUAGAUGAAAUUUUGGAGAAGACUAUUAAAUUGAAGAAUAGCAAAAGUACUGAAUGUUUCAUGCAACAAAAACAGAAGCGAAACAAAAAUUCUGGAAUAAAACUCUUAAGUACAUCAAAAGAAUUUGUAACUACUAAAGAAAUCUCAAAAUUAUUUGCAAAGGACAAAAAGAAACUAAAAAGAUGUUCACAAAUUACAGAGGAUAGCACCUUAUCGAAAUUUCAAGAAGCUGCUAUUGAUCCAGAAUGUAUAUUGAGCAAAUCAGAUAUGAUAGUUUGGAACAGUGAAUAUUCAAAACCAGAAUUUCAAUAUAAGAAAUCAAAAGAUGAUAUUUUGAUUGAAGUAUAGCACUAAUUUUUUAUUUGUGAUUGUUUAGAUUGUAUAUACAUAACUGUGUGUAAAUAUUUCAUAUCGAU
Messenger RNA from Camponotus floridanus (Florida carpenter ant), 843 nucleotides. RefSeq lists its product as uncharacterized. The record is from RefSeq and is a predicted model, not a curated record. The transcript is spliced from 3 exons. Gene Ontology annotation, biological process: Wnt signaling pathway. Bases 179 to 775 code for a protein of 198 amino acids. Lineage: Eukaryota; Metazoa; Arthropoda; Insecta; Hymenoptera; Formicidae.